Chaetura pelagica (chimney swift) is the source of this 1169-nucleotide messenger RNA. It is a transcript of the gene HDAC11, whose product is annotated as histone deacetylase 11. The transcript is spliced from 9 exons. The coding region runs from base 361 to 1065 and encodes 234 amino acids. Lineage: Eukaryota; Metazoa; Chordata; Aves; Apodiformes; Apodidae. Gene Ontology annotation, molecular function: histone deacetylase activity. The record is from RefSeq and is a predicted model, not a curated record.
CACAGGACUGAGCUGUACGUGGAUCCCCCCUCAGCAUGCUGGCCUAUUGUGUAUUCUCCAGACUACAACAUCACUUUCGUGGGACUUGAGAAGCUGCAUCCAUUUGAUGCAGGGAAAUGGGGAAAAGUAAUCAAUUUCUUGAAAGAAGAAAAACUAAUUGCAGAUGACUUGAUUGUACAGGCACGGGAAGCUACUGAUGAAGAUCUCUUGGUUGUUCACACAAGGCGCUACCUUAAUAAGUUAAAGUGGUCAUUUGUUGUGGCUACGAUCACAGAAAUCCCACCAGUUGCCUUUCUUCCCAAUUUCCUUGUUCAGAGGAAAGUUUUGAAACCUCUACGAACCCAGACAGGAGGAACAAUAAUGGCAGGAAAACUUGCUGUGGACAGAGGCUGGGCAAUCAAUGUGGGAGGUGGUUUUCAUCACUGUUCAAGUGACAAAGGUGGAGGAUUUUGUGCAUAUGCUGAUAUCACUCUGGCUAUAAAGUUCUUAUUUGAAAGAGUGCCAGGGGUGUCUAAAGCCACAAUUAUUGAUCUGGAUGCUCAUCAGGGAAAUGGCCAUGAGAGGGACUUUAUGGAUGAUCAUAGGGUGUACAUUAUGGAUGCAUACAACAGACACAUUUACCCAGGGGAUGGAUUUGCUAAACGUGCCAUAAAACGCAAGGUGGAAUUAGAGUGGGGUACAGAGGACACAGAGUAUCUUCAGAAGGUACAUACUCACGUGGAAGGAGCUUUAAAUGAAUUAAAACCUGACAUCAUUGUUUAUAAUGCUGGGACAGACAUUCUGGAUGGCGACCCCUUGGGAGGACUUGCUAUUUCUCCUCAGGGGAUUGUGAAGAGAGAUGAAGUGGUGUUCAAGGCUGCCAGGAGCCGCAGGAUCCCCAUCCUGAUGGUGACAUCUGGAGGCUACCAGAAGAGGACAGCGCGGAUUAUUGCCGAUUCCAUCCUCAACCUGCACAACCUGGGCCUUAUUGACAAGGAGCUGGCAACCAGUGGAGCUGGAAAUCCCAAGGUGGAACAGAUGAUUAGAGACUCUGCUAAAGACUUAUGCAACUUGUCACUGCAAUGACGAGUUCCUGAAUUUUAGGAGCCAACUUAGUGGUUUAGGAGCAGGAAGUCUCCACGUCGUGGUCAGGGUUAAUAAACAUUUUUUAAAAGGACUCAACUCCUCUG